AUGAACGAGCACCAACAGCCCUCUUCCCCCGCUGAGCCCCACCCCACGCCGGCGGCGACAUCGCCGCCGGCGUCGGAAGGGUUCAUCGCGUCCUCGUCGCCGGAGGGCUCACCGAAUCGCCCGCCCACGCCGCCGGAGAAGCCCUCCUCGGUCAACGCUGCCAAACUUGACGAGCUGAAGAGGCAGAUCACCAGCCGCACUGCCGCCAUGGAUGCAGCGACGAAGGCGAAGGAGGAGAAGAUUAUUACUGCAGCGCAGAUGUACCUCAAAGAACUCCAGGCGAGGCGGGAGGAAGAGGUGGCGGCUGCAAAGGCAAGUCACAAGCAGGAGCAGCAUGCGGACACCAAACAGAUCGACGACUACAGGGAAAGGGGCGCUGUCUGGGGCGCAGUACAAAUGCUGGUGGACUUGCAAAAGCCGAACCAGUACUCCAAGAGCACGGAGCUGAUGCGCUCAGUUCUCUCCACACUGAGCGCCAUGCCUCCCUAG
This is a messenger RNA of Leishmania braziliensis MHOM/BR/75/M2904, 489 nucleotides long. RefSeq lists its product as hypothetical. The transcript has a single exon. The coding region runs from base 1 to 489 and encodes 162 amino acids. Gene Ontology annotation, biological process: intracellular protein transport; vesicle-mediated transport. The record is from RefSeq and is a predicted model, not a curated record. Lineage: Eukaryota; Euglenozoa; Kinetoplastea; Trypanosomatida; Trypanosomatidae. Gene Ontology annotation, molecular function: structural molecule activity. Gene Ontology annotation, cellular component: clathrin coat of trans-Golgi network vesicle; clathrin coat of coated pit.